This is a messenger RNA of Cryptomeria japonica (Japanese cedar), 1001 nucleotides long. Its product is annotated as glutathione S-transferase U17. The record is from RefSeq and is a predicted model, not a curated record. The transcript has 2 exons. NCBI's taxonomy places the organism in Eukaryota, Viridiplantae, Streptophyta, Pinopsida, Cupressales, Cupressaceae. Gene Ontology annotation, biological process: glutathione metabolic process. Bases 420 to 860 code for a protein of 146 amino acids. Gene Ontology annotation, molecular function: glutathione transferase activity. Gene Ontology annotation, cellular component: cytoplasm.
UUAAUUACUUACACCAAAAGAAAUGGGUGAUACAAUGGAAACAGUCAUUCCUGGAUUAUUAAAACACUUUUGUAGAUGACCCAACUCAAUCUCAAGCUAUAAAUGGCACCCUCUUGAGCACAACCACUGCAAAACCAUUGUCUGAAGAAGAGCCCUUUUCAUAAGAAGUAGAAAUGGAAACACAGGAGGAGGUGAAGUUAUUAAGUCUAUGGGCGAGCGGGUAUGGAUUGAGUGUGCAACUGGCUCUGAAAGCCAAAGGGAUCAAUUUCGAAUAUAAAGAAGAAGAUAUCAUUAAUAAGAGCGAGUUAUUGAUAAGCAGCAAUCCGGUGUACAAGAAGGUUCCUGUUCUCCUUCACGAUGGCAAAUCCAUUUGUGAGUCUCGUCUAAUCAUUUAAUACAUAGAUGAGACCUGGCCUGAAAUGCCUCGUUUGCUUCCUAACGAUCCAUACCUACUUUACCUUGUGCGUUUCUGGUCUGACUACAAGGAUAAGAAGCAAUCUGAGAGAAUGGUUCAUCUUCGUAGUCUUAAGCUUAUAAGGGAAGAAGAGAGGUCUGCUGUGAUGAGACGCUUGGAGGAAGAGUAUAAUGAAAUGAUAUUGACUAUGGAGGCAGGGAUAGCAGAGCUGGAGCAGAGAGGAUGCCUCUAUGAUGGCAAGAGUUUGAAAUACAUGGAUGUUACUUUCGCUCCUUCGAUGGCUUGGUUUGGUCCCAUUGAGAAGCUCAUGGGCUUCAAGGUUAUUGACAAUGAGAAAUGCCCAUGCUUAUAUAAACGGGUUCACAAUCUCAUGGGAAACCAAGUGGUCAAAUCAACACUACCGGAUGGUGAUAAAUUGAUGGCCUAUGCUAAAAGUGCAUGGUGAUUGGAAUGAUUCAAUCAUGUAAUCCACAAUAAUGAAAUAAUCAAAACUAAGAUUUUGCAGCUGGCCCAUGACUAGCUGAGGUUUUCUCCUAAAUCUAAGUCAAUUUCCUAUAACAUAUAACAUAUAUUGGGUUCUUAUCAA